AUGUGCUCUCUCCCUCCCUCCCACCCUCCCUCCCUCCCACCCUCCCUCCCUCCCUCCCACCCUCCCCUCCCCUCUCCUCCUCCCCUCGCCCCUCGCCCCUCGCCCCUCACCCCCGCCAUCACGGAUGACGUGGGGAGGUCGCUGUGUGCUUGUCUGGGGGCGAAGAGUGCGGGGGAUGGCAGUACGCGCGCGCCAGCGGCAUCCCCACGCUCGCCUUCCCCGUCAACGCCAAGCUGCCGCCCAGCGAACAAAUCGGCCUCUCGCCUGACGAGCUGCUCGCCGCCAUGCGGUCAGUCUCUGCGUUCCUACCAGCACGGGAUUCGACUCCUGCCUGAUAAAUCUGCUGCCACCACCCAGCUGCUCACCGCCACACCCAUUCCCCUCCCCAACCCACUAUCCCCCACUCACUUCACGGCCCAGGCAGCAGCACUACGUGGUGCUGGGGGUCACCUGAAGCUGCUGCCCGCCUCGCUGGCAGCACGCAGUGGACUGCAUAGUGCUAGCGGGGUAUCUAAAGCUGCCGCCCGCCUCUCCGCCCUUCUCCCCCAGCUCACCCCGUUCUCUUGCCUCCCUGGCCCGCACCCUUUCCACUCCUCCCACUCCCAGGCAGCACAGAGUGGAGUACAUGGUGGUCCUAGCGGGGUAUCUGAAGCUGCUCCCCGCUGCCCUGGUGGGAGCGUUUCUCACUCUACCUCUACCCACCCCUUCCACCUCCAUCUGUUUGUGCAGGCAGCACAGAGUGGAGUACAUAGUGCUAGCGGGGUACCUGAAGCUGCUGCCGGCCUCGCUGGCGAUUGUCCUUUCACACCCUUACCCACUCUCGCUCCCACCACCAACUCUCUCCCCUCUCCCUCACGGCCCAGGCAGCACGGAAUGAAUUACAUAGUGCUAGCAGGGUAUCUGAAGCUGCCGCCCGCCUCUCCGCCCUUCUCCCCCAGCUCACCCCGUUCUCUUGCCUCCCUGGCCCCCACCUUUUACACUCCUCCCACGCCCAGGCAGCACGGAGUGGAGUACAUAGUGCUAGCGGGGUAUCUGAAGCUGCUGCCCGCCUCACUGGUAGGGUCGUUCCUUACUCAACCGUUCUGCACUUCUUCCACCCCCAUCUGUUUGCGCAGGCAGCACGGGGUGGACUACGUGGUGCUAGCAGGGUAUCUAAAGCUGCUGCCCGCCUCGCUGGUGGAGGCAUUCCCGCGAGCCAUCCUCAACAUCCACCCCGCGCUGCUGCCUGCGUUCGGAGGCAAGGGCUACUAUGGCAUGCGCGUGCACAAAGCAGUCAUCGCCUCUGGCGCCAGGGUAUCAGGCCCAACGGUGCACUUUGUGGACGAGCGGUACGACCACGGCCCCAUAGCAGCGCAGGCGGUGGUGCCCGUGCUGCCCUCCGAUGACCCCCCCGCCCUGCAGGCGCGCGUGCUCGCCCAGGAGCACCAACUGUAUGCGCGGGUGGUGGCAGCGCUGUGUGACGGCCGGGUGGAGUGGCGGGAGGAUGGGGUGCCGCUCAUCCGCACAUCCAAGGAUGGCAACGACUUCGAUCACCCCCGGCGCGUCCCUAUGUUCGGCUUUUUCAAAAAGGGCAAGCCGCAGCAGCAGCAGCCGCAACCGCCGCCGGCCGGCCAGCCCGGAUACCCUCCCCCCGUGGGGUACGCGCAGGGCGGCUACGCGCCAGCUGCGCCGCCGCCUGCGGGCUAUGGCGGAGCGCCGGGAGGGUAUGGGCAGGCGGGGGGAUACGGCGGGGCAGCAGGGGGCGGCGGCGGGGGGAGGGCGCAGAUGACGUUUCAGCAGAAGUACGGUUUCAUUCCGGAUUCGUUUCAGAACAUUCAGCAGGUAGGGAGGCGGGUCCAGGAGAAGCUCCGAGAGGUGGGGCUGGAGUCCAGCAAUCUAAUCGUAGCCGUUGAUUUCACCAAGAGCAACGAAUGGACAGGCAAGCACACGUUUGGCGGGCGGUGUCUGCACGCCAUAGGGCCGCACAUGAACCCGUACGAGCAGGCCAUUCAGAUCAUCGGGGAGACGCUAGAGCCCUUCGACGAGGACAACCUCAUCCCCGCCUUCGGCUUCGGCGACGCCACAACGCAUGAUAAGGCAGUGUUCUCAUUCAACCGUGACAACCGGCCGUGCAACGGCAUUGCAGAGGCGCUAGCACGCUACCGGGCCAUUGCACCCCACGUCAAGCUCUCAGGUCCCACAUCCUUUGCCCCGGCAAUAGAGGCAGCGGUGCGCAUAGUGGAGGAGAGCGGGGGCAACUACCACGUGCUGCUCAUCAUUGCUGACGGCCAGCUCCGCACCCCCCUUUCUGUCCUUUGCACGAACGGCCUCCUGCCCCAACCACCCCCCCCACAGGUGACGCGCAGUGCGGACGUGCCGCCCGGGCAGCUGAGCAAGCAGGAGCGCGCCACUGUGGACGCCAUCGUUGCUGCCAGCAACUAUGCGCUCUCCAUAGUGCUCGUGGGCGUGGGAGACGGCCCCUGGGACGUGAUGCACGGCUUUGACGACCUGCUGCCGGCUAGGGCCUUCGACAACUUCCAGCGCAACUUCGACAACUUCCAGGUCGCCAUGCCUGCCCGCCCUGCUCCUCUGCGCCGCCACCCCGUUGCUGCCUCUGGUCUUACUGAAGCGCCUGUGAUCACCAGGCCUGUGAUCACCAGGCCUGUGAUCACCAGGCCUGUGAUCACCAGGCCUGUGAUCACCAGGCCUGUGAUCACCAGGCCUGUGAUCACCAGGCCUGUGAUCACCAGGCCUGUGACCACCAGGCGUGUGACCACCCCUCUUCCUGUGACCACCCCUCUUCCUUUCCAUUCAUCUUGUUUUAUCUCACUCCACUCUCUUGCUCUCUAUUCCCCACUUCCCUUGCCCCCCUUUCGAACACCUCCCCCCCCUGCCCCCCAACCCCACAACGUCUCCCUCACCCACAACGUCUCCCCCACCCCACAACGUCUCCCUCACCCACAACGUCUCCCCCACCCCACAACGUCUCCCCCACCCCACAACGUCUCCCCCACCCCACAACGUCUCCCCCACCCCACAACGUCUCCCUCACCCACAACGUCUCCCCCACCCCACAACGUCUCCCCCACCCCACAACGUCUCCCCCACCCCACGUCUCCCUCACCCACAACGUCUCCCCCACCCCACAACGUCUCCCCCACCCCACAACGUCUCCCCCACCCCACAACGUCUCCCCCAACCCACAACGUCUCCCCCACCCCACAACGUCUCCCCCACCCCACAACGUCUCCCCCACCCCACAACGUCUCCCUCACCCACAACGUCUCCCCCACCCCACAACGUCUCCCCCACCCCACAACGUCUCCCCCACCCCACAACGUCUCCCCCACCCCACAACGACUCCCCCACCCCACAACGUCUCCCCCACCCCACAACGUCUCCCCCACCCCACAACGUCUCCCUCACCCACAACGUCUCCCCCACCCCACAACGUCUCUCCCACCCCACAACGUCUCCCCCACCCCACAACGUCUCCCCCACCCCACAACGUCUCCCCCACCCCACAACGUCUCCCUCACCCACAACGUCUCCCCCACCCCACAACGUCUCCCCCACCCCACAACGUCUCCCCCACCCCACAACGUCUCCCCCACCCCACAACGUCUCCCUCACCCACAACGUCUCCCCCACCCCACAACGUCUCCCCCACCCCACAACGUCUCCCCCACCCCACAACGUCUCCCCCACCCCACAACGUCUCCCCCACCCCACAACGUCUCCCUCACCCACAACGUCUCCCCCACCCCACAACGUCUCCCCCACCCCACAACGUCUCCCCCACCCCACAACGUCUCCCCCACCCCACAACGUCUCCCCCACCCCACAACGUCUCCCCCACCCCACAACGUCUCCCCCACCCCACAACGUCUCCCUCACCCACAACGUCUCCCCCACCCCACAACGUCUCCCCCACCCCACAACGUCUCCCCCACCCCACAACGUCUCCCCCACCCCACAACGUCUCCCCCACCCCACAACGUCUCCCCCACCCCACAACGUCUCCCCCACCCCACAACGUCUCCCUCACCCACAACGUCUCCCCCACCCCACAACGUCUCCCCCACCCCACAACGUCUCCCCCACCCCACAACGUCUCCCCCACCCCACAACGUCUCCCCCACCCCACUACGUCUCCCCCACCCCACAACGUCUCCCUCACCCACAACGUCUCCCCCACCCCACAACGUCUCUCCCACCCCACAACGUCUCCCCCACCCCACAACGUCUCCCCCACCCCACAACGUCUCCCCCACCCCACAACGUCUCCCUCACCCACAACGUCUCCCCCACCCCACAACGUCUCCUCCACCCCACAACGUCUCCCCCACCCCACAACGUAUCCCCCACCCCACAACGUCUCCCCCACCCCACAACGUCUCCCCCACCCCACAACGUCUCCCUCACCCACAACGUCUCCCCCACCCCACAACGUCUCUCCCACCCCACAACGUCUCCCCCACCCCACAACGUCUCCCCCACCCCACAACGUCUCCCCCACCCCACAACGUCUCCCUCACCCACAACGUCUCCCCCACCCCACAACGUCUCCUCCACCCCACAACGUCUCCCCCACCCCACAACGUAUCCCCCACCCCACAACGUCUCCCCCACCCCACAACGUCUCCCCCACCCCACAACGUCUCCCUCACCCACAACGUCUCCCCCACCCCACAACGUCUCUCCCACCCCACAACGUCUCCCCCACCCCACAACGUCUCCCCCACCCCACAACGUCUCCCCCACCCCACAACGUCUCCCUCACCCACAACGUCUCCCCCACCCCACAACGUCUCCCCCACCCCACAACGUCUCCCCCACCCCACAACGUCUCCCCCACCCCGCCCCCCUCUCAGUGCACCCUUCGUGGACUGCUCGCAGAUCCUGGCAGCGCCGGGGCCGCACGAGCAGAAGGCGGUGCGCUUUGCACUGAGUGCGCUCAUGGAGGUGCCGCUGCAGUUCAAGGCGUGCAGCGAGAUGGGUGCUCUGGGCAAGCGCAUCGGGCGCAUGCCACCCACCCCGCCUCUGCCUCCCCCUCCACGAGUGCUCGAGAUGGACGCUGCUGCUGCUUCGGGCAUGGGAUACCAGCAACAGCAACAGCCAUCGCCGUAUGGCCAGCAGCAACCGCCCCCCUACUACCAGCAGCAGCAGCAGCCGUACCCCGGUGCCCCUCCUUCCAGCUAUCCCACCGUGCCCUCCGCCCCGCCUGCACCAGACCAGUUCCCUUCGCAAGAGGGGGGGUAUCCGUCUCCUCAAGGCGGGUAUGGGCAGCAGGGUGGUUACCCCCCUCAGCAGGGAGGGUAUUCUUCUCAACAGGGUGGUUACCCCCCACAGCCGAAUCAACAGGGUGGUUACCCUCCACAACAGGGCGGUUAUUCUUCUCAACCUGGAGCUCCCCCACACUCGGACUACAAGCUGCCUGCUAUAGCACGCGACCCACAGCUGCCUGCUAUAGCACGCGACCCACAGCUGCCUGCUAUAGCACGCGACCCACAGCUGCCUGCUAUAGCACGCGACCCACAGCUGCCUGCUAUAGCACGCGACCCACAGCUGCCUGCUAUAGCACGCGACCCACAGCUGCCUGCUAUAGCACGCGACCCACAGCUGCCUGCUAUAGCACGCGACCCACAGCUGCCUGCUAUAGCACGCGACCCACAGCUGCCUGCUAUAGCACGCGACCCACAGCUGCCUGCUAUAGCAUGCGACCCACAGCUACCUGCUAUAGCACGCGACCCACAGCUGCCUGCUAUAGCACUCGACCCACAGCUGCCUGCUAUAGCACGCGACCCACAGCUGCCUGCUAUAGCACGCGACCCACAGCUGCCUGCUAUAGCACGCGACCCACAGCUGCCUGCUAUAGCACGCGACCCACAGCUGCCUGCUAUAGCACGCGACCCACAGCUGCCUGCUAUAGCACGCGACCCACAGCUGCCUGCUAUAGCACGCGACCCACAGCUGCCUGCUAUAGCACGCGACCCACAGCUGCCUGCUAUAGCACGCGACCCACAGCUGCCUGCUAUAGCACGCGACCCACAGCUGCCUGCUAUAGCACGCGACCCACAGCUGCCUGCUAUAGCACGCGACCCAAAGCCCCAAAAGCCCCAAGAGCCUCACAGCCUCACAGCCUCAAACCAUCAGCCCUCCUGGCAGUGCGUGUGGUGCAUGGCCGCCAGCAGCUUCACCAGUGGCUCCUCCACGUCUCCAACUGCCCCCUUCCCCCCUACCUCCCCCUCACCGCGCUCCCUUCCCUGCCCCCUUCCCCCCGACCUCCCCCUCACCGCGCUCCCUUCCCUGCCCCCUUCCCUCCAACCUUAG
This is a messenger RNA of Closterium sp. NIES-65, 6312 nucleotides long. NCBI's taxonomy places the organism in Eukaryota, Viridiplantae, Streptophyta, Zygnematophyceae, Desmidiales, Closteriaceae. The record is from the annotation of a GenBank genome assembly.